AUGUCGUCACCUGUGGUCAAUGUGGCACGCUACACAGCCUUAAUCGGAGGUAUUGGAUAUGGUAUCGUUCAUCGUCGUACACUACAGAAGCGUGAAGAUACUCGGGCUGAACAAGCAGCAAAGAGACAUGAAGAAAAGAUUCAAGCGGACAAAAAGAGAGAACAAGAACAAAGUAUCUUGGCAGCUGUUCGAUCAGGAGGUAAUGGUGUUGUGAGCGAUCCCGAUUCACCUCAAUUCGACCUAGAGAAAUACCUUAAAUCUCUAGAAAAAUGA
This is a messenger RNA of Meira miltonrushii, 273 nucleotides long. RefSeq lists its product as uncharacterized. Lineage: Eukaryota; Fungi; Basidiomycota; Exobasidiomycetes; Exobasidiales; Brachybasidiaceae. Bases 1 to 273 code for a protein of 90 amino acids. The transcript has 3 exons. Gene Ontology annotation, molecular function: proton transmembrane transporter activity. The record is from RefSeq and is a predicted model, not a curated record. Gene Ontology annotation, biological process: proton motive force-driven ATP synthesis.